CAGAGUAAACGAAGAAGGAAGCUUUUGCUACAGAGUCAUGGCGAUGCUUUUUCGACCUCCUCCUUCACAAUGUAGAAGCUUCUCCCCUCUUACCUUCAACCACAUCUCCGGAGAAAUUUCACCGUCUUCUCGGCUCUCCUUGAAAACCUCCGGCGUCGAAAACUGGGUUUCACAUUUCCGGUCGAAAUCUCUGAGUUUGAUGUUCUCUGGAGCUCUCGCCCUCGGUUUAUCUCUUUCAGGUGUUGGAUACGCAGAGGCAAAAGCAGGGGUUAACAAACCAGAAUUGCUUCCUAAAGAGUUCACUUCUGUCAUAGAUGUUGCUGAUUUCCUCUCUAAUGGACAGGAAAAAAGGAUUGCUAAAGAAAUCGCUGAUCUUGAGAAAGAUACAGGAUUUAAGUUGAGAGUCUUGGCUCAGAACUAUCCUGUUACACCUGGACUAGCAAUCAAAGAUUUUUGGCAGGUGGAUGAUAGCACAAUUGUGUUUGUAGCUGACCCGACUUUUGGGAACAUAUUGAAUUUCAAUGUUGGGGCCUCAGUUGAUUUAGACAUACCUCGUAGUUUCUGGAGUCGAUUGGCUGGGAAAUACGGCAACAUGUUUUACUGGAAAGAAAAGGGAGAAGAUGCAUCCAUUGAAGCUGCAGUGAUGGCGAUAUCAAGUUGCUUACGAGAACCAGUUGGUGCAAAUAACUGUGCAGAGAUCCAAUGAAGUAUAUGACCCAUAAAGUGUAUCUAUAUGUUAUUAACAUUUUUAUGACCCAUAAAGUGUAUCUGUUAUUAACAUUGUAUAGAUUGGCAUCAAAGAGAGACAGAGUUUGUAAGAUGAAACCACGUCUUGUAACUUCUCUCCAUUUCUCA
Messenger RNA from Capsella rubella, 855 nucleotides. Its product is annotated as thylakoid lumenal 15.0 kDa protein 2, chloroplastic. NCBI's taxonomy places the organism in Eukaryota, Viridiplantae, Streptophyta, Magnoliopsida, Brassicales, Brassicaceae. The record is from RefSeq and is a predicted model, not a curated record. The transcript has 6 exons. Bases 38 to 706 code for a protein of 222 amino acids.